AUGGCUUCUUCCACCAUAAGCUGGCCUCCUGUGAGGAUAUCCAAAGUCGCGGGGCGGUAUCUGCUUUUCGACAUAGACGAUGUGAUGCACCUGCGCAAGAACCACAACAUCUGCUCCGUGUUCGUCGGGACGAUUCCUCAGAAUCCCCAGCAGAACAUCUUCAUGGGCCUGCCUAUCGAGCUGAUGCCCGAGGAGGCCCAGGUCCUCGUCGACAAGAACGUAGCAUACAUCGUAGACGACGCCGCGUUCCAUUCCGCGUCCUUUGUUACUCUAGAUGACGACGCGCGCAGAAGAUACCUGCAGUCUGUCAAAGCUGAGGGCAGGAAGGCCCAGAUGGCGGCUGCGGAGAGCAAGCUGAGUGCGAAGCCAAAAAUAACUACUACUACUACUACUACUAAGAAAGAGAAAGAAAAGCCAAAGACUUCAGAAAAUGAGGCAAGUCUCGAAGCAGAUGACGAGACCAGCACCAGUCUCUUCAGCCCUCCCUCUCCGCCACCGCCAAGUGGCGUCUCUCACUCCCAACCCUCGCAAACGGAAGACCACCCCGCCUUCGCAAUAACACCCACAACAAGCAGCCUUAUCCUCCCCCCUUCUCCUCCCCACGUCCCCCCUAAAGGACUCUUUCCCUUCUCCGCCUCCGUGAACGUCCCGCCCUCGUACCCGCUAUACGCCCAUCUUCAGGACCGCGGCUACUACAUGAUGCCCGGCUUACGUUUUGGCUGCGAUUACAACGUAUACCCUGGUGACCCCCUACGUUUCCACAGUCACUUCCAGGCCGCCAGUUACGGUUGGGAAGAAGAGAUUGCCGUCCUUGAUCUCGUGGCCGGCGGACGACUGGGUACGAAUGUCAAGAAGGGGUAUUUGAUUGGUGGGGCUGUGGUAGGUGAUGAUACGGAUGAGCAUCAGAAAAAGAAAGAGGGGAUAGACGAAAAUCCCAAAGCUCCGCGAGCCAGGGCUUUCUGUAUAGAAUGGGCAGCUAUGUAG
Daldinia childiae is the source of this 984-nucleotide messenger RNA. Its product is annotated as putative tRNA-splicing endonuclease subunit tsp-4. Gene Ontology annotation, biological process: tRNA-type intron splice site recognition and cleavage; tRNA splicing, via endonucleolytic cleavage and ligation. The transcript has a single exon. NCBI's taxonomy places the organism in Eukaryota, Fungi, Ascomycota, Sordariomycetes, Xylariales, Hypoxylaceae. Bases 1 to 984 code for a protein of 327 amino acids. Gene Ontology annotation, molecular function: nucleic acid binding; tRNA-intron lyase activity. Gene Ontology annotation, cellular component: tRNA-intron endonuclease complex. The record is from RefSeq and is a predicted model, not a curated record.